Molecule: messenger RNA, 1681 nt
Organism: Cucumis melo (muskmelon)
Lineage: Eukaryota; Viridiplantae; Streptophyta; Magnoliopsida; Cucurbitales; Cucurbitaceae
Product: transcription termination factor MTERF8, chloroplastic-like
Exons: 1
Coding region: 117-1265 (382 amino acids)
Biological process (GO): chloroplast organization; regulation of DNA-templated transcription
Cellular component (GO): chloroplast
Molecular function (GO): double-stranded DNA binding
Source: RefSeq, a predicted model, not a curated record
UAAGUUUUCAAAACAGCCCGAUUUUGAACCCUAAGAAAACAGAACCCCAAUGGUCACAAGUAGCAGCCGCCAAUCGGCAAUUACAUGCCCACCGAAACCUCUUCUUUCCCUUUCCAAUGGCCAAUUCUCUCCUCAAACCUUCUCUACUACGCCUCUUUGCUCAAGACCUCCAAAAUUUCACGCACAACAACACCAAGAUUGGCCUCAAACUCCUUUCUUCUCUCUCUCAAACCCCUCAAUCAACCAACGAUCGGACACUCGAUUACCUCGUCCACACCAUCGGCCUCCCCAAGGAUUCAGCUCUAGCCGCUGCCAAGAAAACCCGUCUCAAACCAACCGCAGAUCCCGACUCUGUUCUUGCACUCUUUAACGCCUAUGGAUUCACACCUUCCCACAUUGCCAGCAUCUUUAGCAAACAAUCCCGCCUCCUUCUUGCCAAUCCGGACACAACACUCAAGCCCAAGUUGGAGUUUCUCUCCAAAAAUGGCAUAUCUGGUAACUUACUCGUCAACGUAAUCUGUAGGGACCCAUAUAUUCUUUGUAGGAGCCUGGACAAGCAGAUUGUUCCAUGUAUUGAUUUUCUCAGAAAUUUCUUUGGGUCUACUGAUGGCGUUGUUUUGCUUUUUUCUGCUGGAGGUGGGACUCGGGUUUUGGAAACUUUUUCUGAAUCUAUGGCUCCUAAUAUUGAAGUACUGAGAGCUAACGGUGUGCUCGAUUCAAACAUUGCUAAAAUGCUUUCUUUGCGCCCGAUUGCACUCUCCAGGGAUGUGGAAAACUUUAUUGACAUUGUCGAGAAGGCAAAGGAAAUAGGGUUAAAUCCUUCGAGUUUGAUGUUUAUUCAUGGGCUGUGUAUGAUUUCAUCGAUGAGUAAGGACAAAUGGUUAUCGAAAGUGCAUCUUUUUAAAAGUUUUGGGUGGUCAGAUGAGCAGUUUCAAUCUAUGUUUCUCAAGCAGCCUUUUUUCAUGAAACGGUCCGAGGAGCAUUUAAAGAGGAUGUUGGAUUUCUUUAUGAACAAAUGGGACUGGACACGGGAAGAUAUUUCCAAGUACGCAGUUUUGCUAAAUCUUAGUCUUGAAAAGAGGGUGAUACCGAGGUCGUCUAUCGUUCAGCACCUGAUAUCAAAAGGUUUUAUCAAGAGGAAGAGUUUUGGCAUAGCAUUGCAAAGACCCGAGCAUGAGUUCUUGGAGAAGUUUGUGAUGAAGUAUCUUUCAAAAGAUCCCCAUCUAUUAGAGAUGUACCAGGAGAAGAAGAAGAUGGCGAUAUAAUGAAAACUCUCCUCUUCACUUCGGGUAAUUUGUCUAUUCUGCUACCAACUCUGCACUUCACUCUGUGAGAGAGAGACUGUAGGUUUAUGUGCAAAACUUGUGAGAUUUCACAGAUCUUAGAACUGUGAUUUGAUAACCGACAUAUGAUAGUUAUAGCAUUUUGAUCUUUUAGGAAUUUACCAAAUUGCAUGAGACUGUGCCAAGAGAAGUAACUAAUUAUGAUGCUUAAUUUUAAAGAUUGGUAUUCUUAGGGAUUAUCAUUGAUGAUUGGGGAGUUCCUCUUCCAUAAACUAAGAGAAGUAGUUUGUAUCUCUUGUUUUGUUUGGGUUUUUCUCGCUCCCUUUUGGAAGAUUAUUGUAUCUUGAAGAAUUUAUUCAUUUUUAUAAAUCAGCAAAAGGUUUCAUCUGGUUAGUGUA